Messenger RNA from Cinclus cinclus, 4464 nucleotides. Its product is annotated as SH3 and multiple ankyrin repeat domains protein 1-like. Gene Ontology annotation, molecular function: synaptic receptor adaptor activity; ionotropic glutamate receptor binding. Gene Ontology annotation, cellular component: dendritic spine; postsynaptic membrane; postsynaptic density. The record is from RefSeq and is a predicted model, not a curated record. NCBI's taxonomy places the organism in Eukaryota, Metazoa, Chordata, Aves, Passeriformes, Cinclidae. The transcript has 24 exons. The coding region runs from base 1 to 4464 and encodes 1487 amino acids.
AUGCCGCGCUCGGUGCCCUCCAGCGAGGAGGACGAGGGCGGCCGCGGCUCCGAGUACCCCGAGGCCGAUUCCGACUCCGGGAGCUCCCGCGAGGGUCCCCCCGGACCCGGAACCAACCCCGGGGUCCCCCGAAAAUCCCGGGGACCCUCCCGGGCCCCCCCGGGCCCCGAGGAGGCGAAUUUCAGCAUGAUGGUUUUCCGUAUCGGCAUCCCCGACCUGCACCAGACAAAGUGCCUCCGUUUCGACCCGGGCGCGGCCGUGUGGGCGGCCAAGCAGCAGCUGCUGUGUGCUUUGACCGAGGGGCUCCACGACGGCCUCAACUACGGCCUCUUCCAGCCCGCGGCCGCCGGACGCGACGCCAAAUUCCUGGACGAGGAGCGGCCGCUCCGGGAUUAUCCCCAGAGCUUCGACCAGGGCGUGCCCUACCUGGAGUUCCGGUACAAGACCCGGGUGUACAAACAAACCAACCUGGACGAGAAACAACUGGCCAAGCUGCACACCAAGACGGGGCUGCGGAAGUUUCUGGAUUACGUCCAGCACGGUUCUGCCGAGAAGGUGGCGCGGCUGCUGGAGCGGGGGCUGGACCCCAACUACCACGACUCGGACUCGGGGGAGACGCCGCUGACGCUGGCGGCGCAGCGCGAGGGCCCAGGUGAGGUGGAGAUCAUCCGCCUGCUCUGCCUGGGCGGGGCUCACCUGGAUUUCCGCGCCCGCGACGGCGCCACCGCCCUGCACCGGGCGGUGUGCACCAGGAGAUACCCUGCGCUGCUGGCGCUGCUGGACCUGGGCGGGUCCCCGAACUACAAGGACCGGCGGGGUCUGACCCCCCUGUACCACACGGCCAUGGUGGGCGGGGACCCGCGGUGCUGCGAGCUGCUGCUCUACAACCGCGCGCACAUCGGCACGGCCGACGAGAACGGCUGGCAGGAGAUCCACCAGGCGUGCCAGCACGGUCACUCGCAGCACUUGGAGCAUUUGCUGUUCUACGGCGCCGAGGCGGCCGCGCAGAACGCGUCGGGGAACACGGCGCUGCACAUCUGCGCCCUGUACAACAAGGAGAGCUGUGCCCGCAUCCUCCUGUACCGAGGGGCCAACAAGGAGGUGAAGAACAACAGCGGGCAGACCCCGUUCCAGGUCGCGGUGAUCGCCGGGAAUUUCGAGCUGGGGGAGCUCAUCAAGAACCACCGGGACAGCGACGUGGUCCCGUUCCAGGAGAGCCCCCAAUUCGCCGGGCGCCGCCGGGAGGGGCUUCGGGGGCUCCCCCUCCCCCCCCAGCGCCUCCUUCGGGCCAACAGCGACACCGGGGGGGGGGCCCUGCCCGAGUGGGUCCUGAGGGGUCCCCCCGGGGCCCCCCCAGCCCCUCGACCCCCCUCGGGGACCCUGCGCAGCUCCAGCUCCCCCCGGGGGGCUCGGGCUCGAUCCCCGUCCCGGGGGCGGCACCCGGAGGAGCCUCGGAGGCAACCGAGGGGCAGGCCCAGCUCGAGCGGUCUGAGCCGCGACCCCGGCCCUGCCGGGACCCCCGGGGGUACCCUGGGCUCUCGGGGGGUCAAACGCAAACUCUACUCGGCCGUGCCCGGCCGCGCUUUCCUGGCCGUGCGCUCGUACCAGGCCCAGGGCGAGGGCGAGCUCAGCCUCAGCAAGGGCGAGCGCAUCAAAGUGCUGAGCGUGGGCGAGGGUGGAUUUUGGGAGGGCCAGGCCCGAGGCCGGGUCGGGUGGUUCCCGUCCGAGUGCGUGGAGGAGGUGCCCCCCCGAACCCCCGAGGGCAAGACAGAGUCUCGCAGUGACAAAGCCAAGCGUCUGUUCCGCCAUUACACCGUGGGAUCCUACGACAGCUUCGACGCCCCCAGUCUCCCCCUGGAAGAAGCGCAGUGCUCGGACAAGAAGAGGACGGUGUACCAGAUGGCUCUGAACAAACUUGACGAAAUUUUGGCCGCGGCGCAGCAGAGCAUCAGUGCGGGGGAGGGGCCAGGAGCCCCCCUGGGACCCCCCCUGGGGAAGGGGGGGGGGCGCCCCAAGGGAUUCUUCGGAGCCGAGUUUGAUCUCCCAGUUCGUUCCCAGUUUGAUCUCCCCAUUCGUUCCCAGUUUGAUCUCCCCGUUCGUUCCCAGUUUGAUCUCCCCAUUCGUUCCCAGUUUGAUCUCCCCGUUCGUUCCCAGUUUGAUCUCCCCAUUCGUUCCCAGUUUGAUCUCCCCGUUCGUUCCCAGUUUGAUCUCCCCAUUUGUUCCCAGUUUGAUCUCCCAGUUCGUUCCCAGUUUGAUCUCCCAGUUCGUUCCCAGUUUGAUCUCCCCAUUCGUUCCCAGUUUGAUCUCCCCGUUCGUUCCCAGUUUGAUCUCCCAGUUCGUUCCCAGUUCCAUCACCCCAUUCGUUCCCAGUUUGAUCUCCCAGGUCCCUUCGAGCCCCGCCUUCCCCCGGGGGGUUUCGAGCGCUCCUUCCCGGGACCCCCCCAGGGGCUGAUGCUGCGCCAGAAAUCCAUCGGUGCCCCCGAGGAGGACAAGCCUUACCUGGCCCCCCCCGUGGCCAAGUUCAGCCGCAGCCUCUCGGUGCCGGGCACGGACGAGAUCCCCCCUCCCCCCACCACCUCCCCCCCGGACCCCCCUUACACCGCCCCUCCCCCACCCAGCCCCCGCAUCGGGGUCGUGGGGGGAGGGGGUCCCUGGCGACUUUACAACUUGGGGGGAGGGGCGGUCCCAAGGGGUGGGGGAGGGGCGGGGGGACCCCCGAAACCUCUGCGGAGGAAAGGACCCCUGGUGAAACAGACCAAGGUGGAGGAGGGGGGAGGGGCGGGGGCGGUGGGGGGAGGGGCCGACAAGAGCUCUAUCGCGAUACCCACGAUCGUCGUCAAAGCCCCCUCCACCAGCAGCUCGGGCCGCAGCAGCCGCGGGAGCAGCCUGGAGGCCGAGGGGGGAGGGGCGCCGGGGGGAGGGGCGCCGGGGGGUGGGGCGCCGGGGGGAGGGGCGGUGGCUUCUCAGGACGGGGCGGGUCCGGCGGGGGUUUCCGCCGCCCCUCCCCCCCCGGGGUUGGAUUUCACCUCGCGGUUCGGGGCGGCGCUGGUGGGGGCGGGGCGGAGGGAGUGGGGGGCGGGGCGGCGCUCGGCGCUCUUCCUCAGCACCGAGGAGGAGGAGGAGGAGGGAGGGGCGCUGGGGGUGGGCGCGGCCGCCUCCCCCUCCCCCCGAUUGCGUCACUCCAAAAGCAUCGACGAGGGGAUGUUCGCGGCGGGGGGAGGGGCGGAUCCCUUCGGCCCCUCCCCCACCCCCCGCGGCUUCCGGGGUGGGGGGAGGGGCGGCGGUGGCGGCCAGGGCGGGGGGAGGGGCAGCGCUUUCAGCAGCGUGGGGGGCGGGGGAGGGGGGGGCGUGUCCGCCCCUCCCCCGCUGCACGCGGGGUCCGCCGCCAUUCACCCCGGAGCGGCCCCAGGGCGGGUCCGCUUCGCCGACACCGGGGGUGGGGGAGGGGCGGGGGGCGGGGCUUUGCUCGCCCUGCCCCCACCCGCCCCGUCCGUGGACGGGGACGAGGAGCUGCUGCUGGCCGAGCCCCUCCCCCCGCCCCUGGAAUUCGCCAACAGCUUCGAGACCCCUCCCCCAGCCUUGCCCCUCCCCCACCCCCAGGAGGGAGCCCCUCCCCCCCAGGUGGGCGACUCGGCCGCCUCCAGCCUCACCUCGUACGACAGCGAGGUGGCCACGCUGACCCAGGCGGGGGGGGGAGGGGCGAGCCACGACCCCCGGCGCGGUGGGGGAGGGGCCGGGGUUUUCGGGGUGGGGGUCGCCCCUCCCCCUCCUCCCCCCCCCCCGCCCCCCGAGGGCGCCGAGGCCGUGACGGACUCCGGGAUCGAGGAGGUGGACAGCAGGAGCAGCAGCGACCACCCCCCCGAGGGACCCCCGGAAUUCGGGCCAGAGCCGAGGAGCGGCGUGGGCGAGAGCGGGACACGAGGGAGGAUACGGAGGAGGGAGGCACAGCCCCCCCCCUCCACCGCCCUUUUCCCCCAUUGGCCGCCGCCCCCCCCAAAACCCACAGGUGGAGUGGGCGUGGCCGUGGGGGGCGACCUGGACGUUCGCCCCCCCCUCCGCCGCGCGCCCAGCCCCGCCCCUCCCCCCUCGGAACGCCGCGGGAGCCCCGCCCCUCGCCCCGCCUCCUUACCCACCUUACCUGCGGCUCACCUGUACGGAGGUUACCUGGAGCUGCGCGGCGCUUUCCCCGACGCUUCCCCGGCUCGCUCGCUGUCCCCUCCUCGAGCCGCCGCUCCCGGGAAACCUUUCGGGGCGAAGCCUUUGGCGUUCUGGAGCAAAUUCGACGUGGCGGACUGGCUGGAAUCCUUAAACCUGGGCGAGCACCGCGCGCGUUUCCUGCACAACGAGAUCGACGGGACUCACCUGCCCGCGCUCACCAAGGAGGAUUACAUCGACCUGGGCGUGACCCGCGUGGGGCACCGCAUGAACAUCGACCGGGCCCUGCGCCUCUUCCUCGAGAGGUGA